Mycena citricolor is the source of this 2007-nucleotide messenger RNA. NCBI's taxonomy places the organism in Eukaryota, Fungi, Basidiomycota, Agaricomycetes, Agaricales, Mycenaceae. The record is from the annotation of a GenBank genome assembly.
CUCUCUCCGACGACGACGAGCUUGAGCCCCUCGUCGAGGCGCUCCCCCAGGUGCUAUGGGACUUCGAGAAAAACGAGCCGCGUGGCGCGUAUCGGACGCAUUUCCUCAGGCUGUUGCGCGAUCCGCAGGUCCGUCUCGGCCAGCGUCUCGGGGACUUCAUGGCCGGCUCCAACAGCUAUCUGCUCGAGCACAACGUCCGCGUCCGCCGACAGCUGUCAGUGCUCCGGGCGCUCUGGGUUGUCUGCGCUUUCUCCCUCCACACGGGGUCGCCUAUGGAGUGUCCGAUUGGAGACGCCGAUCCUGGCAAAGCACUGCUGGGGUCGAAUUUUAUUGACUCGGAGGAAGUGCAGAACAUGGUCCCCGAUGUGUCCGCUCUGAUUCGCCUGAACGUUAUCGAGUCCAAGAGCCAGCAACGGACCCCCGGUGGCCCUCCCUCGCAGACGAGCAACUCCGACCGUGACAUUCGCGCCCGGGCAGAGAAGCAACGGCGAGCGGAGAAGCAACGGACGUACGUGCAGUAUAUGACUGCGCUCUCCAAAAACCUUGCCAGCUUCCAGCGAGAGGUGACCGUGUCGCUCUUCCAUCGGUCACAGAUCCUCUUCACGGAAGCGGAUGGCUACCGCACUCUGCAAGACGCUCUUAGAAAGCUGACCCGGUCGGGGUCGGAUGAGACAGCCGCGGACAAUCUCGUCUUCGCUGCGCGCCAGAUGAUCAGCGCAUUUGCCCGGACAUCGACGUAUCCGGAUCUGUUCGGGAUGGGGUUCCGUGGUCUCGCGCCGUUCCUUGUCCGGUAUCCUUCCCUCGCGGCCUACAAGCCAGAGCUCGAUCUACAGCCCGGUCCGAAGUACCAUUACACCCGAUACCUGUGUUACUGUCUCUGCGAGAACCUGAAGUACCGACGCGAGAACUCGGAGCAUCAACUCGACCUCCAGGCAUCCGUCGAGGCCCUGCAGCUGAUCUACCAUCACCUGGUCAACACCCCGGCGGCCGCGAGAGACGUCGACAGCCAUCUGUGGGUCCUCCGGAGGCUGCUGAGGGCCGACGUUCAGGCAGCAGACGCCCGCACGCACCGUUUGGUUGCCACCGUGCAGUGCGCUGUGCUCCGGUGUUUCCGGCGGGAUCUGUCGAAUUCGGGGGAUCUGUCGGAAUCGACGAAAUUGAUGCGCAUGUUCGACGACGAGGCGUGGUUCCGGGCAGUGAUCAGCCACGAAAACGAUAAGCGGAGGGAGUGGGCGUCGGCGAAGCAGUUCUACGACUGUGCCUGCGUGGGUGUUGUGACCGCCUUCUUCGAGCAGUGUGCCCGGAAUCCGGAUCAGACUGAACGCAGGCUUGAAUUCGAGACGUUCAAAACGGUCCAGACAGUCACCACCAUCUAUCGGAUCCGGGUGCUCCCGGCCAAAAUACAACUUCGAUUCGCCGACGCCGUGUCUGGAUUCCUCGGCAGAUAUCCACAGGACAGUCUUGCUGAUAGCCAUACGCUCGAAUUGGUGCUCUACUGGGCCGUCAAUGGGGACUCUGGGUAUAUCGACGAUUCGGAUGCAUUGAAGGUCCUGGACGCGGCUGUGUCUCAGGUGCAGACGGACCACGCGCAGGAAACACAUCGAAGAAAUGCCGAAUCGAUCCGCGCGCUGAUUCAGGACCGGCUUCAUCGUUCCCGAGAGCAUCCUCCCGACUUUGUCCCGCUCGUUAUUGACGGAGAGUAAAGCGACCAUCGUAGAGGGGGUUUUUGGUGUGGAGGUCGGUUUGUAUAGCCAAAUAGGUUGACCUGAGGCAACUAAAACAAUCACGACCAAAGGGCAUUCUGUAAGUACAUGUAAAACUAGAUCAAAGACCGGCAGCAGUCAACACGGCAGGGAAGUUGGGUGAACCCAUCCCCGUGACGGGGUCUCAGCCCGCCUUUGCAGAGAACCCUUUCGUGCCGCAGCCGGGAUUCGUGCCAGACGUGAUGUCAUUGAACAUCUGCGGGUUCGCAUACACCCAGGGGUUCAGGAAUCCCAGCACGGGCUU